Saccharomyces kudriavzevii IFO 1802 is the source of this 792-nucleotide messenger RNA. It is a transcript of the gene PXR1, whose product is annotated as telomerase inhibitor. Gene Ontology annotation, molecular function: nucleic acid binding. The record is from RefSeq and is a predicted model, not a curated record. The coding region runs from base 1 to 792 and encodes 263 amino acids. The transcript has a single exon. Lineage: Eukaryota; Fungi; Ascomycota; Saccharomycetes; Saccharomycetales; Saccharomycetaceae.
AUGGGUUUGGCAGCUACAAGAACAAAACAGCGGUUUGGUUUGGACCCCAGGAAUACGGCAUGGAGUAACGAUACGUCGAGGUUCGGGCACCAAUUCCUAGAAAAGUUCGGAUGGAAGCCUGGUAUGGGUCUCGGUCUAUCCCCCAUGGACUCACAAACUUCGCAUAUAAAAGUAUCGAUUAAGGACGACAACGUUGGACUCGGCGCAAAACUGAAGCGUAAGGAGAAAAAAGACGAGUUUGACAACGGCGAGUGCGCUGGGUUGGACGUCUUUCAGAGAAUCCUUGGUAGGUUAAACGGAAAAGAAAGCGAAAUAUCCCAGGAAUUGGAUACGCAGAGGAAGCAGAAAAUCAUCGACGGAAAAUGGGGUAUCAGCUUUGUCAGGGGAGAAGUUCUGGCAAGUACUUGGGACCCGAAGACUCACAAACUAAAAAAAUAUUCAAAUAUGAAAAAAAGAAAGAGUGAGGGAGACGACAGCGAAGAUGAGGACGAGGAUGGAAAAAGUGAGAAAACGAAGCACAAAAAGCAUAAAAAUCUCAAGAAACACAAGAAGCACAAAAAAGACAAGAAGGAGCACAAGAAACACAAGAAGGAGGAGAAAAAGCUGAAGAAGGAGAAAAGGGCCAAAGAUACGAAAAGAACGUCGAAAUUGAAAUCCAGCAAAUCUGCGUCUAAUAUCCCAGAUGCAGUAAACACAAGGCUAUCAGUGCGCUCUAAGUGGAUCAGACAAAAGAGGGCUGCAUUGAUGGAUUCCAAGGCAUUGAAUGAGAUCUUCAUGAUAACAAACGACUAA